AAGUGCUGUCACAACCAAACAGUGAACAAAUAAACCCAAAUUUGUAGACUUUAAUAACAUAAGUUCUUACUUAACUUUAAUUCGUUUUAAUUAUGGAAAAUUUAAUUUAAAAAUUUACUAAUCGAAUUGCUAUUCGUUCGAAGGUGAAGGACAAUCUAAUAAAUUUGCAUUUAUCUGCUGUAAACCAGAUAAUUAAUAUUUUUAUUACUUCUUAAAUAUGCGUAUUAAUUGAUAACAUAAUACAGUUUACAUAUAUUGAUUUUCUGUUCAUUUUAUUCUUAAACGUGUUUUCAAGCAGAAUAAACAGACUUCAAAGCGUGGUUUCCUAGUACUUUAUACAAGACUUGUUUAUAUUUGGAAGAAAAUACUAAGUGACCCACAGCUUCAGCAUUUCAUUCAAUUGACAAAAAAGAAAAUGGUAUGAAAAGUGAGGUCCAUAUAAACAAUGUAGCAAAAGAAGCAGAAAAAAAGCUAGAGGUCAUUCAAACAUAACUUUUAGAAAGUUACUCAACUUGAAUUUGCGAUAUUGUUCUUUUUAAGACGUCGGAUUUUUUUACUCAUUUACAGAAACAUUAACAAUUGGACUGGAAUAUUAAAUAAACAUUACUUGCUACAAUGAAUAUAAGUAUAACCAUUGCUGCUUUCAUCUGCAUCAUUUUGUUGUGGAUAAGAUGGAGAAAACAAAAGAUGACUUUGUUUCAACGUUACCGAAUUCCAGGUCCAAAGCCAAACUUUAUCUUUGGAAAUUUAAUUGAAUUCAAUAAAGGGAGAGACAGAUGCAUAGAGAAAUGGCUACAACAAUAUGGAAAACUAUUCGGUUUUUAUCUAGGAGCAAAACCUUUUUUAGUAUGUAGUGAUGUCGAAUUACUGAAACUCCUUCAAAUAAAGGACACUUACAAUUUUUACAAUAGAGAUUUAGUAUUGCCAGCUGCUGGACUUCCUCAUGUUGAGUCUAAAAACAUGCUUAUAGCGUUAACCGAUCAGAAAUGGAAAAAUCUAAGAAGUAUUCUCAGUUCUUGUUUCACUACAGGAAAGAUUAAAAUGAUGAGUGCUCUAAUGUCUUCACAGAUUAAAUUCUUUCUAAAAAAUGUCGAGAAGCAGGGAGAUCAACCGUUUGAUAUAUUAAAAUUGUGUAAAAAAUUGGCUUUUGAUAUAAUCUGUACAUCAGCUUUUGGCGUAUCAACAAAUGUUCAAAAUAAUGAAACUAAUAAAUUCGUUGAAUCGGCUCACGCUGCAUUUUCAGCUGAUUCUGCUGAUAUUUUAGCUGUAAUAACAAUUAGUUUCCCGGAAAUAGAGCCAAUAUGUACGUUUCUUCGAUAUAAAAUAGAUACGUUAAAGUACAUGCUGAAUCUACCAUCUUUGUCCUUGAUUUAUGAAACCUGUCAAAAAGUUGUAACCUUCAGGAAGAAAUUAGAUUCUCCUCCACAAGAUCUUCUGCAGACAAUCAUAGAUGCGGAAGAUGAGACUAUUGUAGAAAUGAAAAAACUUCCGGAUAAUUUUGUGAUUGUAAAUGCAGUGAUGUUUAUGGCAACAGGAUUUGAAACCACAAGUGCCAUAAUAGGAUGGUGUAUUAAAUAUCUUGCUGGUAAUCCUAAAAUUCAACAGAACGUCCGUGAGGAAAUUACCAACAAUGUUUCUGAAGAUGUUGAUAUCCAGUAUUCUGACUUGAUUAAUUUUAAGUUGCUGGAUCAAGUUAUUUCAGAAACUCUUCGCUUCUGGCCACUCUCUCUACUGCCAGUGAACAGAAUAUGUUCAGAGGAUUAUCGUUAUAAAGAUAUGACCAUUCCUAAAGGUAGUAUCAUAGCAAUUCCAGUAAAAGUUUUGCAAAGCGAUCCAGCUCAUUGGAGUGAACCUGAUAAGUUUAACCCCUACAGAUUUUCUUCUAAGGAACGGAAAAAAGUUGAUUCACUUAUUUACCAACCAUUCGGAGCAGGUCACAGAAUGUGUAUAGGACAGAGGUUAGCAAAAACUAUAAUAAAAUUAGUACUGGCAAAUCUCAUACGAUCAUUUAAAUUAGAAGAAUAUGGAGAUGAUGAAGAUGAAAGAGUGUACGCUAUGUUCUUCAAUUAUCCUAAAAAUGGAGUAAUGGUCAAAGCAACUCCAUCAGAUUCAUGAAUAGUAAUAAUGAUUCAUGUCUUCAAUGCUAUACAAAUACAUUAACACAUCUAUUGAAUAUAAGUGUAUUUGUUAUAAUACAUACCUUGUAAAGACAUUUGUAUUGAAUAAUGAUUAAAUUUAGUAAUAAAGACAAAUGUUAAGAAUAAUUAAAUAAUUCGUUAAA
Centruroides sculpturatus (bark scorpion) is the source of this 2281-nucleotide messenger RNA. Its product is annotated as cytochrome P450 3A8-like. The record is from RefSeq and is a predicted model, not a curated record. NCBI's taxonomy places the organism in Eukaryota, Metazoa, Arthropoda, Arachnida, Scorpiones, Buthidae. The transcript is spliced from 15 exons. Gene Ontology annotation, molecular function: iron ion binding; heme binding; monooxygenase activity. The coding region runs from base 616 to 2115 and encodes 499 amino acids.